Molecule: messenger RNA, 890 nt
Organism: Eurypyga helias (sunbittern)
Lineage: Eukaryota; Metazoa; Chordata; Aves; Eurypygiformes; Eurypygidae
Gene: MBTPS2
Product: membrane-bound transcription factor peptidase, site 2
Exons: 6
Biological process (GO): regulation of response to endoplasmic reticulum stress; membrane protein intracellular domain proteolysis
Cellular component (GO): cytoplasm; membrane
Molecular function (GO): protein binding; metalloendopeptidase activity
Source: RefSeq, a predicted model, not a curated record
GAGUGUGGCAUAAUUUUGUUCUUGGUGUUGCAAGUUUCAUUGUGCUGUUUCUGCUGCCAGCCAUUCUCUUCCCUUUCUAUUACACGGGUGUUGGGGCACUUGUCACUGAAGUCACAGAGGAUUCUCCUGCCAAUGGACCAAGAGGUCUCUUUGUAGGAGACCUUGUCACUAACUUACAAGACUGUCCAGUUUAUAGUGUGGAAGACUGGAAUUCGUGUAUGGGAGACAUUUCAGAGAAGUCCCAGGUUGGCUAUUGUAUAAGUGCAGCUACCCUACAGCAGUUAAACUUUCCAACUAGAGUCUAUAGAAGACUCGAUGGCACAGUUGAAUGUUGUAGUAACAACAGCCUCACAGACAUUUGCUUUUCAUACAGCAAUAACUUGGACAGCCACCUGUAUGCCUGUCUGCCAGCACGAAAAGUUAUUGAGGCCAGCAAAGUUUGUCGAACCAACAUGGACUGCCGGAAGGACUCUGUUCCAAGCUUUUGUGUGACUCCUUCUUUAGAGAACCAAACAAGGCUAAUCAGGGUAAAACAUCCGCCCCAUAUUGACAUGCUGUAUGUAGGACACCCCAUGCAUCUUCAGUACACAGUAAGCCUCAGCAGUUUUGUACCACGACAUAACUUUCUAAGCAUCGAUCUGCCUGUGGUAAUAGAGACAUUUUGCAAGUACCUAAUUUCACUAUCAGGAGCACUGGCAGUUAUCAAUGCUGUACCAUGCUUCGCUUUGGAUGGUCAGUGGAUAUUAAAUUCAUUCCUGGAAGCCACUCUGAGCUCCCUGAUUGUAGAAAAACAAAACAGAGAGCUUGUUGGCUUUUUAAUUUUGCUUGCUGGUAGCGCGCUUUUGGCUGCCAAUGUUGCACUGGGACUUUGGAUGGUGACAGCACGAUAG